UGAUAGGUUAUGUUAGAAUGAAUCCGUAUUUUGUUAAUUGUAGUAAGCAAAUAGACAAAGUUAAGAUAUUUGCUCUAGCUAAAAGGAUUGUUCAAGGUUGAAAGUAUUCUUGAGGCAUUGUUAGUUUUUGUUGAUUUAGCUUGAAUAGGAAGUUGUUCGCUUAAUUAGCGACCUAAUGACUUUUAUCGGGUCGUACCAUGUUUUGGGUACUUAUCUGUCUUCAACUUUCCAUUAAGUUGGUAAACUUACAAGUCUCUGUUUAUAUAGUUUCCUUUAGAUGUCGUACGUUAAUUGUCGGUAUCAUUAGCACAACACGUAGGAUCGCCCACACUCAAGUAGGAGGUGCUUAGCUCUACUGCAGUGUUGGCAAUCUGAUUAACUAUGCUAAUCUAAGUCAGCAAACAUCACACCUACGCUACUUGAGCGACCACUUCUUUCCCCUUCCAUUCAAUAACUUUCGAUUACAAGUUACAUAUUUGUUCCUCCAAAGUUACCUUAUGACCUUUCCUACCGACUCCCUUAGUUUCAUAGCAAAGGACAUUCGUUUUGUAUCCUUAAAUUCUUUUCAAAGCUUUCCUUUGUUAUCGCUAAUUUUGCCGACAGUUAAUGAUAUCUGAUGUAACUGUUUACAUUGUCAAGUACCGUCCAAUCACAGCACUCUGCACACGUGGUCAGUGCUUGUCAAUCAAACGUACUACUUGUUUUACUACAAAUAGGACCGCAUUGUAAUUCCUCAUCAUCUCUUCAUACCACUGACUCAGAAUAAAGGUACGACUCCGGUCUACAGAAGUCCUCCCGUCUAAUCAUUACAUUGGUGAAGAACCCUCGAUUCUGCAAAAGAAAAAAAAAAGUAAGUCAUUGGGUGACGGGACCAGUGGGGAGCCUAACCCCAUUCUUUUCCCCACCUGAAUUGGCACUAUUUAUAGGCAGCACACGUCUUUGGGAAUGAUCUCAGUGACUAGCAGUUGUGUUGUUUGCUAUUACUAUGUAGUUGUAAUUGACUUCUAGCUAUUCAUACCUAUAGUAUGUUAUUUUCUCGUAUGUGCGAAAUUGUGUCAUGUUCUUCUCACAAUCGUAACUUACGUAGCUCUUUCUCAUCUGUUUCAAAUGUUUGUAGUCACUCGCAAUUGACUUGGUGACCUUACUGUCCAGUACGAUUUGUUUUUCGUUUUGCUUAUCCUAUACGUAGCGAUACGCUACUUAUUCCAUAGUCACCGUGUCGGCCAAAGUUAAAAAACCUCCGCGCUCGUCGGUCCCACCCUCUAGCAUUCAGACUCGAUCGCAAACCAUGGCGGCAAGGAAUCCUGAAUCGCCCGAAUCUACACCUAGGCGUAUUGAGACUAUUGAAACCCCUAGGACCCCACACCAUCAGGCUCCGGAUGUCUCACCCGAAGUGUUACGAAGCUUAAUUUCCUCUUUUGACCAUCUGAGAAAUGCUGUAGAGUACAAGCAUUUACAGCAACAAAAUAGCUUAGCGGCUCUAGAAACGACAGUAGAGGAAAGCGGCGACCUUUUGGGACUCUGCGCAGGAAUGAAGCCCCCUACCUUUAGCGGGGAUGGCAUAGAAGAUGUAAAUGAUUUCAUCACCCGUUUUCAACGGAUGACUGAAUUUUAUCGCUGGGACGAUGAAAGAAAGUUACGGGCCCUUCCCCUUUACCUUACGGGAAACGCCAGCGUUUGGUUCAACAGCCACCCUAGGGCAGCGUUGAACACUUGGGACGCAGCUCUCGCACAAUUAAAAAAUCACUUUGAUUCUGGGGCAAGCCAGUGGCUCUUGCGCCAGCAAUUGGACCAAAGGGUCCAAGGAAAGUUUGAACCCCUUGCACAGUACACCGCUGAUAUCCGCCGUUUAUGUCAGCGGCUCAAAUUGCCAAAAAGCGAGUGGUUGCACCAAUUUGUGCGCGGCCUGCGGAGACCACUCAAAGAGUACGUGGUACUCCAAUCCCCGGCGGAUUUUGAGACGGCUGAAACACCGGCUCGCCUGCGCGAUGCUGUGUCCGGCCCUCCAACAGAUUCGGCUACUGUUUCGGAUGAGCUUACAAAACGGGUUAUCAACGGUGUAACCGGGGCUUUAGCUAAGACAAUCCCCUCAUCUAACCCUUCUAAGAUUGCUGCUUACGAACCCACCCCCGACCCCAGCCGCCCGCCCCAUCGGCCUGGAGCCGAUAACCUGACCAGGGAUGACAUUAGACAAAUCAUUCAGCAGGAAUUACGCAAAGAGCUCCGCAGAUCGAAUCCCCCAAACCAAAAUUACGAUCGUAAUCGUCGUACUUAUACAGGGAUCCCCAUAUGUAGCCAGUGUAACACUAGAGGCCAUACGGCUUAUUCAUGUCGCGCCCGGGAUUCCCGUAUUCCCAACCCGCGCAACCAGAACCCCACUUAUCGCCCCUCCUUCCAGAGGCCACAAUGGCAAAAUAAUGGGCCCCCCAGACGUCUCAACCAGGGAAACUGAUAGCGGCUCCUGGUUAUCGGGAACUACUAGGGGCCCUGGAUUUUAAUGACAAUCACAACUACACAAACGACAAUCAAAGCGCGCGUACAAUUAACAAAGAUAACUUUCAGCAACACACACUACCAGCCAAUGACGCCACCCUUGACGCCAACAUGGACGACUUACAUUUUUACACACCAACUAAUGAACAUUUUCAGCUGGACGAAUCAGUCUUCCCGAACAAUGAUUCGCCCGACACCAGAGACCAGACCGUGGAGAGUUUUGAAAUUAAUAAUAACGAUUUUUCUUUACAAGAGAGUGCACAAAGCAAUCCAAAUUUGGAUACUAAUGAUCGGCUCAGACCAGUACGUCGCACAAUUUUUUCUGAUGAGGUUAUACAGGUCGAAGAAAGACCGCCUCGUACAUGUUUUCCACCCACAGAGGUGAUGUUUAAUUUUGAAGAGGGAACAACUCCCCAAGUAUUGGCUGAAGGCCACAGUAUAUGCGACGAAACGUUUAAUGACAAUCAUCAAUCAAUCCUAGAUAUGGAUUUUGGAAUGGAUAACAGCAUUCUACAGCAGCCAAUGAGUCCCAGUCCAGAUGAGACUGAUGAAAAUUUACCAGAAAUCAAUACGAUUAUUAAUACUUCAGAUUCAAAUUCCGGCAAUCAAAAUAAUGGCACGGAUGUUACGAUCAAUGUUCCAUUUCUUACAACGGACAAUUUAAUGCUUCACGGUCAAAUCUCUGGUCACAACGUCGACCUUUUGGUAGAUACUGGCGCCGCGAUAAGCUGCAUCAGCUCGUCUACCUGGCGACGGCUAAACACAACAAACAAUUUACAGCUGCGCGACCCCAGUUCAGCAGCGCUUCAGACGGUAGGCGGUCAUAGCUUAACAAUACUAGGCAUAUUUACAGCAGAUUUAUCACUAGGCAACAGGGUAUUCACCCUAGAUUUAUUGGUAAUUAAGAACCUCACUUACGAUGCUAUCUUGGGAAAAGAUUUCUUAAUGCAGCAUAACGCGCAGAUAGACUUAGCGUCACGCUCCUUGAACCUAAGACCACCUUCUCAAUGCCCAUUUAAUGAAUUCCCUUCAUUAGAUUCACGCGUUACUCAGCCUGCGACGGUAUACGCACACCGGGUCCUCGUCAUUCCGUCAUUUUCCAAGUUUAGUGCACCCGUUCAUAUUGAUAAUCGCAAGCUCACUCAAGAACAGCCUCCGCUCACUAUACCAUCACAAAACAUACACAUUAAUUAUAACAUUACAAGAGCGCAAGUAUUGGCUUCUGUCAAACUAAUCAAUCCAGGCUCACAACCAGCCACCAUCCACGAGCGCACAACUCUAGGGACAGACGUUCCCUUCCGGGUAAUCAACCAAAGCGGGCAGUUUCCGUUUGACCCAGGAAUUAUUUGUAAAAACAUCAUUAAAACCCAAGAAAAACGUUUGGACCAUCAGUAAACGGCAAGGUUGUUUACUUGAUAAAAACGGUGGACAGUAUGGCUACGAAGUUAAAUCGAGUGACCGAGGACAUGAAAAUUGUCAAGGAUACAUUUGUCCGAUGGCGGCUAACCUUUCGGGAGUUUGCUAAAAAGGACAAUUGCAACAAAAACAUGCAAAUGGAGUUUUUAUCGAAGUACGCCAUGGAAAUUAACACUGCAUUUGCCACAAUCCUGCGCUUGUCGGAAAUUCGUGAUACAGUCGCACAAUUUUCUAGGAUAACCAGUAAAACACUUGUGGGAUACGAUUCACUUCCGCCCUAUAUAAAUCGUCAAGUGGCGGACAGAUUGGAAACGGAUCCCUCCCUUAUAGUUACAAAACAAUUGUUAGAUGAAGGCGUUCCACUUCUUAUGGAACCUAUGGUGGAUUUUACGCUUUCAGACGAAGGCAAAAAGCUCUCUGUAUCCCAAAGCAAGCUAGAAGCCACUAUGCUUUUCACACUACCAGUUGUUACUUCGGUACAACACAUGUGUACUAUAGAAAACCUUACCCCCUUAAAAUUUAACGUAUCCAAUACUUGUUUCACCGGCCCAGUUCUUCAGCGUAAUCUACUACUAAUCACAUGUAAAAACAAUCAAAUGCUGGUCACUGAUGCCAUUCUAUCAAAGUGUAUGACAAACAAUGAGUUUGUUCUGUGCCCCACUAACCUUCUUAAUGUCGUUCAAAAUCCAAACUGGUUGGGGUUCCCUUGGUCUCCAUACUCUCACAUGGCUUAUCCACGACACCACAUAACGUCAAAGAACUGUGACGGCCUGAAGGAAAUUCACCACAUCGGCGGACGUUACUUCUUGUCUGCAACCUCCGGGACGUUGACCACAAACAAUGGUCCCAUGCGUGUGACACCUCUGGCGGUAUUUCAUUUACCCUGCAACGUAUCCUUCGAGAGCGCUACGUCCGGUAUCGGCGAAUGCCCACAGCGUAUGGAAAUCGAAUUACCGAUUUUUGGAGAGACACAUCUCCAAUAUACCUCUUGGAAGUCGGUAAUGGACGAUAAACAAUUAGAUCUUCACUUCCGUACGCUUAUCAUUCCGCCGGUCACCGUCAUGAAUCACUCCAUUCUUCGUGGGCUAGACGAGACGUACCGAGUGCUCGAUCGACAAUUCACGGCACAGAUAGACAAACUCCACGACGACAUCGAUGCCAUCAGUGAGGUUGAGGUCAACACAAUCAAUGAGAUCCUACUAUACACUUCAGUAGCUGUCUCACUGCUGAACCUCGUCCUUCUUGUGGCAUACGCUUGUUAUCAUCAUGGUGUUUUCGAGCGCCUCAAGCAUCAGCGCCGCACGCCCCCCAAACGCUCUUUACCUCCACACGAACCUCACUUUGAGUUGGUACCGCCACUCAAGAAACCACGCUGCGAGUCACAGGAGGACGACGAGGAGGAGCAUGACCUCGAGCAUCCGUCCGUCGUUGACGACACAGAGCUAGUACACCCCACGGAACCUCUCAGAGCAACUUACGCUUAACCAGCCACUUAAACACCUCCACCCGGAUGAACUGAGUUCAUGCGGCGAGAUCGCAUGAAUUCAGACUAGGAAAAGGACACUCUCUCGCUCUGUUAUUUACGGCCUCCAAUUCAACUAAGCCAAAGGGGACUACUUUCUAUUUACUUAUUACUUUCUGUUGCUCGGAUACAAGAUUCGUCAGCGACAAUAUUCGUUUACCUUUCAACUUGGUAAAUAUUCCAUGUUAUAAAAAGUGUUUAAAUCACACUGUAAAAUUCAUUCUUAAUUUUUUUUUCCAACAGAAAGUCAUUUUCUAGUUCUCUUUGGUGCAUUUGGAGUUAUUUAGCUUGCCGUAGCAGUCAAAAGCACUCACGCUUUAUUAUAAUCAUAUUCAAAUUAGGAUAUAUUUACUCAGGGAUUUCAAAAACAAAACAAACAAAAAAAUUAUAUAAACAUUGAUUUUCAAAUUAUCUUUUAUCGGACAUCUUCCUUAGUUUAGCAUGCAUCAUUUACAUGAUAUAUCAAAUUUUCAAGCGGGGACGCUUGCCUUCAAAGGGGGAGGCCAUGUUAUGAUAGGUUAUGUUAGAAUGAAUCCGUAUUUUGUUAAUUGUAGUAAGCAAAUAGACAAAGUUAAGAUAUUUGCUCUAGCUAAAAGGAUUGUUCAAGGUUGAAAGUAUUCUUGAGGCAUUGUUAGUUUUUGUUGAUUUAGCUUGAAUAGGAAGUUGUUCGCUUAAUUAGCGACCUAAUGACUUUUAUCGGGUCGUACCAUGUUUUGGGUACUUAUCUGUCUUCAACUUUCCAUUAAGUUGGUAAACUUACAAGUAUCUGUUUAUAUAGUUUCCUUUAGAUGUCGUACGUUAAUUGUCGGUAUCAUUAGCACAACACGUAGGAUCGCCCACACUCAAGUAGGAGGUGCUUAGCUCUACUGCAGUGUUGGCAAUCUGAUUAACUAUGCUAAUCUAAGUCAGCAAACAUCACACCUACGCUACUUGAGCGACCACUUCUUUCCCCUUCCAUUCAAUAACUUUCGAUUACAAGUUACAUAUUUGUUCCUCCAAAGUUACCUUAUGACCUUUCCUACCGACUCCCUUAGUUUCAUAGCAAAGGACAUUCGUUUUGUAUCCUUAAAUUCUUUUCAAAGCUUUCCUUUGUUAUCGCUAAUUUUGCCGACAGUUAAUGAUAUCUGAUGUAACUGUUUACAUUGUCAAGUACCGUCCAAUCACAGCACUCUGCACACGUGGUCAGUGCUUGUCAAUCAAACGUACUACUUGUUUUACUACAAAUAGGACCGCAUUGUAAUUCCUCAUCAUCUCUUCAUACCACUGACUCAGAAUAAAGGUACGACUCCGGUCUA
This is a messenger RNA of Nematostella vectensis (starlet sea anemone), 6726 nucleotides long. RefSeq lists its product as uncharacterized. The record is from RefSeq and is a predicted model, not a curated record. Lineage: Eukaryota; Metazoa; Cnidaria; Anthozoa; Actiniaria; Edwardsiidae. The coding region runs from base 1289 to 2452 and encodes 387 amino acids. The transcript has a single exon.